UUUUGGUCAACACAUUAUGUUUUGGCUAAUUUGCUAAGUGAGGCUUAUUUGAUCGAACAGAAGUUUUAUAAUGAUUUGUAAACAACAGCUUUAGACAGUGAAUUGCUUACUAUGCUACAAAUGUAGGCCUACUGAUAUAAGUGGACGCACGUGGCAUUACGGCAACGAUUUUAUUUGUGAUAGGCAUUCCGAGUCUUUUCGGUGAGCCGGCACAUUUGGAUCUGUUCAGAUAGUGAACGCAGUAGCGGAGAUAAGAUGAUGCAGGCCCCUGAUGAUUUCCAAGGAAAGCACAAUGAGACAAUCAUUAGUUGUAUGUUGGUUGGGGAUGGUGCUGUGGGGAAAACCAGCAUGAUUAUAAGUUACAUCUCAAAUGGAUACCCAAACGAAUACCGUCAGACGGCCUUUGACGUCUUCACCGGAUUGGUUACAGUAGACGGGAUUCCAGUACAAAUCCAGUUGAUGGACACUGCAGGACAGGAGGAGUUUGAUAAUUUUCGCUCCAUGUUUUACAAUCAAAUAGAUGUCUUCAUCAUUUGCUUCAGUGUCGUCAACCCAGUGUCUUUCCACAACAUCACUUCAAAAUGGAUCCCACAGAUCCGCACCUUCAAUUCUGCUUCACCCAUAAUUUUAGUGGGGACCCAGUCUGACCUCCGGCAUGAUGUUGGCAUCCUUAUCCAUCUGGACCAGCUGAGGGUCAAGCCAGUGGUGAACUCCCAGGCCAGGCGUCUGGCAGAGAAGAUCAGAGCCCACGACUAUGUGGAGUGUUCCGCACUGACCCAGAAGAACCUAAAAGAAGCAUUUGACUCUGCUAUCUUUGCUGCCGUCAAGCACAAGGCCUGUGAGAAAGCAAAGAAGCUCAAACUAUUUGGUCGUGCAAAGACUUUUUCUAGUGGGGGGUGGAAGAAGUUCUUCUGCUUCAUGUGAUCCAAUGGCAUCACUACCUCAAUACAGGACACAAAACCCUCUGGUGUUGAAUACUAGGGGGUGGCAGUAGCCACUGGCUGGAUUACUAAGAGUUAGUUAUUCUGGACAAAAGUUGUCAUAUGUUGUGCUUAUUGAAGCUCAAAAGCCAAAAGUUCCCCCAGCAACCUGUGAUAGCCUUCCACCAUUGUAUGCACUGUGGAAAGUCUUUCUUAUUCACAGGAUUCAGACAGCAUUGUAUUGCAGUUGGUGUCACGGCCUAUUUGCGACCUGACUAUCACUUUUCGAGCGCAUAUACGGCAUAUUUUGUUUGUAGGCUUUAUAAAAUGUUAAAUGUAAAAUCUUCUAGCCAUAUAUGCUUCUUGUGGAAGCCACGUUUCAAACAAUGUUUGCUUUGUUGUUUUAUGUCACGUUUACUUGUCUCGUUACACAUUUCACUUUAAGUGUUCAUUUUUUUUGUUUAUUUUAAGAAAUUAGGAGUUUGUAAAUGUGAAAAUAUAAAAUCAAGAAUGGGUCGGCAGGUAGCCUAGUGGUUAGAGCGUUGGGCUAGUAACCGAAAGGUUGCUGGAUUGAAUCCCCGAGCUGACAAGAUAAAAAAUCUGUCGUUCUGCCCCUGAACAAGGCCUGUAACCCAAUGUUCCCCGGAUGCCGCCAUUGUAAAUAAUAAUUUAUUCUUAACUGACUUGCCUAGUUAAAUGAAGGUUCAAUUUAAAAAUAUAAAGAUAAUGUAGAUCAGCCCUCAUUAGAGUAGUUGUAGAAAAUUAUAUUCGCUAAUGCCUUGGACCUUAUUUUAAUUUACUGUUAACAUGUGGUAUGGUAAGGUAUAUUGAUCACUGAGGGAGCCCUACAGUCUGAGGUAAAUCCUCAGAAAACAGAGGGAAAGACAGAGUUGAGAAUAUUCUCACCACAGGGUUUUGUUACCCAGCUCACCAACAAGGGACUACGGUCACCUGCUGUCACAUUGAGGAUCCAAUUUACAAGACAAAGCCUCUCCGUUAAAGCUGUUCCCUUUGCCUUUGUAAUACAGCAAAUUGGUUUAAGCCUUGGAAAGUGGAAAGUCAUAAUAUAUAUACAAUCGAUUGCUGAGUACUACAUCGACGUGCAUAGUUGUUGGGUAUUAGAAACAUUGUGCGUAUUCAUUACGGAAACUUUAAGAACCAAACGGAAACAUGGAGGGAACUACCUGAAUUUGUCCAAUAGAAACUUUUACGUUUGGAGUAAACAUCUGUUGAAAAACAUUUUGCAACGGAGUCGGCGUAAUGAUUACAGCACUGGAAAAAAGUCCAAAGUGAUUUGUUUAAGACAGAACAUCUUUUUUUAUUUGUAUGAUAAGUGGUAAAAUGAAUGUGCUAUAAAGGAGUCAACAAUUGAACUACUGAGUGAUUAUACUAUAUAGCCUGCACACAAGGCCUAAUGUGUCUACUGGAUAAAGUUGUGUGUCAUGUAAGGGUGGCUGUGUUCCUGGGGAUCGGCAGUGUCCGGUGCGAGAGAGGCAGGUUAGUGUUCGGUGUGAGAGGGGCAGGUUGAAGUGGUCAGAGUAGUGCAGAAGGUGUCCUAUGCUGAGGCAGUGAAUACAUUUGAGGAGGGGUCAAGGGUGAGGGAUCCUGAGAGGAUCUAAGUGAGUAGUAGAUUUGUGCCAGCACAGAGGGGGAUAGCCCACUGAGUGAUAGUGUAUAUUCUUCAUUAGGUUUGAUUUCUUAGCAUUUUAUAGCAAUGGUUAUCAACUGUACCGCAGAAAUGGAACAUAAAUAACAUGGAUGUUGUGGAGGUAGCUGUAGAGAAGAUUUUGGAUUUAUGUGAUUUGACUUCAGAAGAGUUACAGGGUAUGUUGAGUAGGGGUGUCUCCUGUCCUCCCAGGCCGUUUGCUUGGGCAGGAGCAGAUAGGAUCAGAGUAGUGGAAUGGAGAAGUGGGUUGUUAAUGAGUAUAGGUGGCAGCUGCAGAUAAGUACCUGGGUGUAAGAGAUUUUACUGCGGAAGUUAUGUUUUGAGAUUUUUAUUUUUGUGAAACAGUGUGUGUGUGGUGCAAAUUUGUAUCCCCCUGCCUUUUUAAAAUGUUUAUAUAACAACUAUAAAGUGAUCGAACACACACUACUGCACAGUAGGUGGCAGCAUGGACAAACAAAAUGUGAGAAUGCCAUUAUAACAAAGAAGUAAUGCUGCUGCCUGAAGUUGUAAUUUCUCUGAAUUUUGUAUUUCCUCAGCCUGCUGUGUUAACGAGACAUCUCAUAUAUCCAAUCUCUGGAGCCUGUAAAACUAGAUACGUGCCUGCUAUCCUAGCACACUGCUGAGAUCUGGGGUGUAUUCAUUAUGCCUUGUAACUGAAACCAUUUACUGCUGAAGAACCAAACGGAAGCAAACAGAGAAAACGGAACGCAACUGGGAGGGACCUACCUGAAUUUGUCCAAUGCAAACUCUCGUUUUCGUUGUGUAACAUUUUCCUUUUGGAGUAAACUUUCUGUAGCAAAAUGUUUUGCAACAGAAUCGGCGUAAUGAAUACACCCUUGAUGAACCUCCAAUGUUUUCUGUUGGAUCAAUCAAUCUGUCAAUUCCUUAACAUCGUCAAGGAGACCAUUAACAUGUAUAGUGGAGUGAAUCACUGCAUUCUCUCCUAAGUAGUAAUUAGCAUUCUGAUAACAAUGGUUUCCUCACUCAAAGGCUUCUCUAGUAGAAAACAUAAUGUGG
Molecule: messenger RNA, 3603 nt
Organism: Oncorhynchus keta (chum salmon)
Lineage: Eukaryota; Metazoa; Chordata; Actinopteri; Salmoniformes; Salmonidae
Product: rho-related GTP-binding protein RhoV-like
Exons: 4
Coding region: 256-924 (222 amino acids)
Biological process (GO): small GTPase-mediated signal transduction
Molecular function (GO): GTPase activity; GTP binding
Source: RefSeq, a predicted model, not a curated record